GGAGCGAGCUGUGGUGGUAAAGGCUGCGGUAGUUGGUAGGCACCGGUUGAUACUGGGACGAAUGGAAUAGGGCGAAGAAGCGGUAGCAACUGUGCUAGCCUGAGCCUCUCAGUGCGUGACGACCGCACGCCCCCUGGGCCCUCUGGCGGGCGUCGGCUGCUCCGUUUAGGGCCUAGUUUCCAAGCAGUGCCUGGGCUUCAUACAGAGGCGGCCGCCAUGAAUCCUUAAGGGCGCACCAUGGAGCCGGGGUCCGACGACUUCCUCCCGCCGCCGGAGUGCCCGGUGUUCGAGCCCAGCUGGGCUGAGUUCCGAGACCCUCUUGGCUACAUCGCGAAAAUCCGGCCCAUCGCAGAGAAGUCCGGCAUCUGCAAGAUCCGCCCACCCGCGGAUUGGCAGCCACCUUUUGCUGUAGAAGUGGACAAUUUCAGGUUUACUCCUCGGAUUCAGAGGCUGAAUGAACUAGAGGCCCAGACAAGAGUGAAACUGAACUACUUGGACCAGAUUGCCAAGUUCUGGGAAAUCCAAGGCUCCUCCUUAAAGAUUCCCAAUGUAGAACGGCGGAUUUUGGACCUCUACAGCCUCAGCAAAAUCGUGGUGGAGGAAGGUGGCUAUGAAGCCAUCUGCAAGGACCGUCGGUGGGCCCGGGUGGCCCAACGCCUCAAUUACCCACCAGGCAAAAAUAUUGGCUCCUUGCUACGCUCCCACUAUGAACGCAUCGUUUAUCCCUAUGAGAUGUACCAAUCUGGAGCCAACCUGGUGCAGUGCAAUACACGUCCGUUUGAUAAUGAGGAGAAAGACAAGGAAUACAAACCCCACAGCAUCCCUCUUCGGCAGUCUGUGCAGCCUUCCAAGUUUAACAGCUACGGCCGGCGGGCCAAGAGACUGCAGCCUGAUCCGGAACCCACAGAGGAAGACAUUGAAAAGAAUCCAGAGUUGAAGAAGUUACAGAUUUAUGGGGCAGGCCCCAAGAUGAUGGGCCUGGGUCUCAUGGCCAAAGAUAAGAAUCUGCGGAAGAAAGAGCCAUUUUUCUCUCUCUUAGAUAAGGACGGGCCUGAGUGUCCCCCUACUGUAGUCGUGAAGGAGGAAUUAGGUGGCGAGAUGAAAGUGGAGUCAGCCUCACCCAAGACCUUCCUGGAGAGCAAGGAGGAGCUGAGUCACAGCCCAGAGCCCUGCACCAAGAUGACCAUGAGGCUGCGGAGGAACCACAGCAAUGCCCAGUUUAUUGAGUCAUAUGUAUGCCGAAUGUGUUCACGAGGGGAUGAAGAUGACAAGCUCCUGCUUUGUGAUGGCUGUGAUGAUAACUACCACAUCUUUUGCCUGCUCCCUCCUUUACCUGAGAUUCCCAAGGGUGUCUGGCGAUGCCCCAAGUGUGUUAUGGCGGAGUGUAAGCGCCCUCCUGAAGCCUUUGGCUUUGAGCAGGCUACCCGGGAAUACACUCUUCAGAGCUUUGGUGAGAUGGCUGACUCCUUUAAAGCUGAUUACUUCAACAUGCCUGUACAUAUGGUGCCCACAGAACUGGUGGAGAAGGAAUUCUGGCGACUGGUGAAUAGCAUUGAGGAAGAUGUGACCGUUGAGUAUGGGGCUGACAUCCAUUCCAAAGAAUUUGGGAGUGGUUUUCCUGUCAGCGACAGUAAGAGGCACCUAACCCCUGAGGAAGAGGAAUAUGCAACCAGUGGUUGGAACCUGAAUGUGAUGCCAGUGUUGGAGCAGUCCGUACUGUGCCACAUCAAUGCAGAUAUCUCUGGCAUGAAGGUACCCUGGCUUUAUGUGGGCAUGGUCUUCUCAGCCUUUUGCUGGCAUAUUGAGGAUCACUGGAGUUACUCCAUUAACUACCUCCACUGGGGUGAGCCGAAGACCUGGUAUGGGGUACCCUCACUUGCAGCAGAACAUUUAGAAGAGGUGAUGAAGAAACUGACACCUGAACUCUUUGAUAGCCAGCCUGACCUUCUGCACCAACUUGUCACCCUCAUGAAUCCAAACACCCUCAUGUCUCAUGGUGUGCCGGUUGUUCGUACAAACCAGUGUGCAGGAGAAUUUGUCAUAACCUUUCCCCGGGCUUACCAUAGUGGCUUCAACCAAGGCUACAACUUUGCUGAGGCUGUCAACUUUUGCACUGCAGACUGGUUGCCAGCUGGGCGCCAGUGCAUUGAGCACUACCGUCGAUUGCGGAGAUAUUGUGUCUUUUCCCAUGAGGAACUCAUUUGCAAGAUGGCUGCCUGCCCUGAGAAGCUAGACCUGAACCUGGCAGCAGCUGUGCAUAAGGAGAUGUUCAUCAUGGUGCAGGAAGAGCGGCGUCUACGAAAAGCCUUGCUGGAAAAGGGUAUCACAGAAGCUGAGCGAGAGGCUUUUGAACUGCUUCCUGAUGAUGAGCGUCAGUGCAUCAAGUGUAAGACCACAUGCUUCCUAUCUGCCUUGGCCUGCUAUGACUGUCCAGAUGGCCUUGUUUGCCUUUCCCACAUCAAUGACCUCUGCAAGUGCUCCAGUAGCCGACAGUACCUGCGGUAUCGGUAUACCUUGGAUGAACUUCCUGCCAUGCUUCAUAAGCUGAAGGUUCGGGCCGAAUCCUUUGACACCUGGGCCAACAAAGUGCGAGUGGCCCUGGAGGUGGAAGAUGGGCGGAAGCGCAGCCUUGAAGAACUGAGGGCACUUGAGUCUGAGGCCCGUGAGAGGAGAUUCCCUAACAGUGAGCUGCUACAGCGAUUGAAGAACUGCUUGAGUGAGGCAGAAGCUUGUGUGUCCCGGGCUCUAGGACUUGUCAGCGGCCAGGAAGCUGGUCCCCACAGGAUAGCUGGUCUACAGAUGACCCUGGAUGAGCUCCGGGCUUUUUUGGACCAGAUGAACAACCUUCCUUGUGCCAUGCACCAGAUUGGGGAUGUCAAGGGUAUCCUGGAACAGGUUGAGGCCUACCAGACUGAGGCCUGUGAGGCCCUUGCCUCACUGCCCUCUAGUCCAGGGCUUCUGCAGUCCCUGUUGGAGAGAGGGCAGCAGCUGGGGGUAGAAGUGCCUGAGGCACAGCAGCUUCAACGUCAGGUGGAACAGGCACGGUGGCUGGAUGAGGUAAAGCGCACGCUGGCCCCAUCAGCUCAAAGGGGCACCUUGGCUGUCAUGAGGGGACUGUUGGUUGCGGGUGCCAGCGUGGCUCCGAGCCCUGCUGUGGAUAAGGCCCAGGCUGAGCUGCAGGAGCUGCUGACUAUUGCUGAACGUUGGGAGGAAAAGGCCCACCUCUGCCUGGAGGCCAGGCAGAAGCAUCCGCCAGCCACGCUCGAGGCCAUAAUCCAUGAGGCAGAAAACAUCCCUGUUCACCUGCCCAAAAUUCAGGCUCUCAAGGAGGCUCUUGCAAAGGCUCGAGCCUGGAUUGCUGAUGUUGACGAGAUCCAAAAUGGUGACCACUACCCCUGCUUGGAUGACUUGGAGGGCCUGGUGGCUGUGGGUCGAGACCUCCCAGUGGGUUUGGAGGAGCUAAGACAGCUAGAGCUACAAGUGCUAACAGCACACUCCUGGAGGGAGAAAGCUUCUAAAACCUUCCUUAAGAAGAAUUCUUGCUAUACGCUACUGGAGGUGCUCUGCCCGUGUGCAGAUGCUGGCUCAGACAGCACCAAGCGCAGCCGGUUGAUGGAGAAGGAGCUGGGGUUGUACAAAUCUGACACAGAGCUGCUGGGGCUGUCUGCGCAGGACCUCAGGGACCCAGGCUCUGUGAUCGUGGCCUUCAAGGAGGGGGAACAGAAGGAGAAGGAGGGUAUCCUGCAGCUGCGCCGCACCAACUCUGCCAAGCCCAGUCCAUUGGCAUCGUCGACCACAACUUCCCCUGCAACUUCCAUUUGUGUGUGUGGUCAGGUGCCAGCUGGGGUGGGAGCACUACAGUGUGACUUGUGUCAGGACUGGUUCCAUGGGCGAUGUGUGUCUGUCCCUCGCCUCCUCAGCUCCCCAAGGCCCAGUUCCACUUCAUCCCCACUAUUGGCUUGGUGGGAGUGGGACACCAAAUUCUUGUGUCCACUGUGCAUGCGCUCACGGCGCCCGCGUUUGGAGACCAUUCUAGCACUGCUAGUAGCCCUGCAGAGACUGCCUGUGCGGCUGCCUGAAGGUGAAGCCUUACAGUGCCUCACGGAGAGGGCCAUUAAUUGGCAAGGCCGUGCCAGGCAGGUUCUAGCCUCUGAGAAUGUGACUGCUCUCUUGGGACGGCUGACUGAGCUUCGGCAACAGCUGCAGGCUGAAUCCAAGUCUGAGGAGCCCACUACCUGCCUGCCUGCCCCUGCCUCUGACUCUCUCAGAGAAGGUAUUGGCAAAGACAGGCCUAAGGUCCAGGGGGUGCUGGAGAAUGGAGACAGUGUGACCAGUCCUGAGAAGGUAGCCCCGGGGGAGGGCUCAGACUUGGAGCUGCUUUCUUCAAUGUUACCACAAUUGACUGGCCCUGUGUUGGAGCUCCCUGAGGCAACCCGGGCUCCACUGGAGGAGCUCAUGUUGGAGGGGGACCUGCUAGAGGUGACCCUGGAUGAGAACCACAGCAUCUGGCAGCUAUUACAAGCUGGACAGUCUCCAGACCUGGAACGGAUUCGCACACUUCUGGAGCUGGAGAAGGCAGAGCGCCAUGGGAGCCGGACCCGGGCCCGGGCCCUGGAGAGGCGACGGCGGCGGAAGGUGGAUCGGGGUGGGGAGGGCGAUGACCCAACCCGAGAGGAGCUAGAGCCAAAGAGGGUACGGAGCUCAGGGCCAGAUGUUGAGGAGGCCCAGGAAGAGGAGGAGCUAGAGGAGGAAACUGGGGGUGAGGCUCCGCCCCCUUCCCUCCCCACCACUGACAGCCCUGGCACGCAGGAGAACCAGAAUAAGAACAGCUUGGAGCCAGCACUGGGGGCCAAUUCAGAUCCUUUGGCCCCUUUUCCCACUCUGACUCCCCGGCUGCAUGUGUCCUGCCCACAGCAGCCACCUCAGCAACAGUUGUGACAGUAGCUGAGCCUAGCACAGACCCUUUCAGAGAGCCCGCUGGCCUCAAGGAUCCUCUUUCUGACCAUCAAGCCUGCUUCUUGGGAGGUGGGCAAGUGGGAGGGGGUGGUCACACCCCCAGCCCAACCCUGAGUCCCUUGACUUUUAUAUUCUGACUCCAAGGUAUUGUUCAGACCUCAGCUCCUGGGGGCCGGCCCCUGGAGUUCCCCUUCCUGGUAGCCUCUAACCAGCAUUCCCAGACACCUGAGGCAGAUAGAUGGAUGGGCAGGUGGGCAGAGGGGGUUGGCUGGGGCUAGGCCAGCACCAUUCCAGAGACAAGGCCAGUGCUUAUGUAUACUGGGGGAAUCUCCUCUCCCUUCUCUCCCCAGUUCUGGCCCUGGCCAGGCCAUGCUACACUAACCUCACCUCCUCCUCUCACUCUUUCUCCUCCCUCCCCUCUUUACCACCUUCUCCCUUUUUCUUCUUCCCUUAAUCAGUCUACCCAGGAGGAGGAAAUUUCACAUAGCUGUGCUUACAGUUUUUUAUUUUAAAACUUUUGGUUGGGGAGCUAACAACUCCCAAUGAUCUGAAGAAAGCUUUUGGUGCUUGUCCUCACAGCCACUUCAACUUUUCCUGUCCUACCCUGUAUCCUUUCCUCCUCCUGGGUUCAUGUUGUAAUAAAAGAAGAUUGUUGGUGUGUAAUUAAUUUGUUCAAAAAAGAAAAAGCAAAAGAAGAAACUUGGUUCCAAUUGAAACCUAUUUUAAUUUUAUUAUAUUAUUUUUCCUCUUCUUAGAAAUAAAACCCUUAGCAACA
Molecule: messenger RNA, 5731 nt
Organism: Sorex fumeus (smoky shrew)
Lineage: Eukaryota; Metazoa; Chordata; Mammalia; Eulipotyphla; Soricidae
Gene: KDM5C
Product: lysine demethylase 5C
Exons: 26
Coding region: 238-4938 (1566 amino acids)
Biological process (GO): chromatin remodeling
Cellular component (GO): nucleus
Molecular function (GO): DNA binding; histone demethylase activity
Source: RefSeq, a predicted model, not a curated record